This is a messenger RNA of Clonostachys solani, 462 nucleotides long. NCBI's taxonomy places the organism in Eukaryota, Fungi, Ascomycota, Sordariomycetes, Hypocreales, Bionectriaceae. The record is from the annotation of a GenBank genome assembly.
AUGCAGAUUUUCGUCAAGACCCUCACGGGGAAGACUAUCACCCUCGAGGUGGAGUCUUCCGACACCAUCGACAAUGUCAAGUCCAAGAUCCAGGACAAGGAGGGAAUCCCCCCCGACCAACAGCGCCUGAUCUUUGCUGGCAAGCAGCUCGAGGACGGCCGCACCCUCUCCGACUACAACAUCCAGAAGGAGUCCACCCUCCACCUGGUCCUCCGCCUGCGUGGUGGCGCCAAGAAGCGCAAGAAGAAGGUGUACACCACCCCCAAGAAGAUCAAGCACAAGCGCAAGAAGACCAAGUUGGCCGUCCUCAAGUACUACAAGGUCGGAUCCGAUGGUAGCAUCGAGCGCCUCCGCCGCGAGUGCCCCAGUGAUACCUGCGGUGCCGGUGUCUUCAUGGCUGCCAUGGCCGACCGCCAGUACUGCGGCCGCUGCCACCUCACCUACGUCUUUGACAAGCAAUAA